AUGGUUGUGUUUUUCCUCUUUACAGACAAUUAUACUCUACAUCAUGUCUGCAAUGCAGUUACUCCCAGAACAGAUUUCUCAGAGUGCACUGCUGCUGUUCUGGUGGAUGGUAAGUGGAUAAAGAACAUUACAGCUAAUGAUCCACUACUGGACUACAAAAAAACUACACAGAUUCACCAGAGAAUUCAGGAGAUCUUCAAAGACAAUGAGGCUACUGGAAUGGGACCCUUUAUUCAGACUCAAGGGGUUCACACAGUGCAGGUGAUGUACGGCUGUGAGCUGCAAGAUAAUGGAACCAAGAGAGGAUACAUGCAGUACAGCUAUGAUGGAGAAGACUACAUCAGUCUGAAUCUGAACACACACACCUGGACUGCAGCUAAUGAUAAAGCUGAAAAUACCAAACAAAAGUGGGAUUCUGAUGUUGUUUAUAGUGUGGGCCAAACGAACUACCUGGAGAACACCUGUAUUGAGUGGUUACAGAAGUAUGCUGAGAGGAAAGUUUCUCCUGAGGUGACUCUGUUGCAGAAGGACUCCUCUUCUCCAGUGGUGUGUCAUGCUAAAGGUUUCUUCCCCAGAGAAGUGAAGAUCUCCUGGAAGAAGAACGGAAAGGACCUGAAUGAGAACAUGGAGCUCACAGAGACAUUACCUAACCACGAUGGAACCUUCCAGAAGAGAAGCAUUCUGACAGUCUCACCUGAGGAGCUGGACAAGAAUGAGUACACCUGUGUAGUUCAUCACAGUGGACUGGAGAAGGACUUAGUGUUAAGAAUGGCUGAUCGCAGGGUCCUGAACACAGGUGGAGGGUCGGUUGGUGUUGGUGCAGUUGUUGUAGUGGCUGUUCUCCUUCUGGUUCUCAUUGGUGUUGUAUUCAUCUGGUGGAAGAAAAAGACUGAGAAGAAAUCUGUUCUGAGGAGUCUGACAGUGAGUCUGAAGAGGAUGAAACUGAACAUGAACAACCAUCAAAACGAAGAAGUCAACAACCAGCCUCAGGAACCCCUCACCAGCCAGCUACAGGACCAGCCCAUCAGGCAGGACCAGCCACAGGACCAGCCCAUCAGCAGCCCCCUGCAGGACCAGCCCAACAGCAGUCAGGACAUCAGCAGAUAG
Messenger RNA from Electrophorus electricus (electric eel), 1107 nucleotides. Its product is annotated as BOLA class I histocompatibility antigen, alpha chain BL3-6-like. The record is from RefSeq and is a predicted model, not a curated record. Gene Ontology annotation, cellular component: external side of plasma membrane. Gene Ontology annotation, biological process: immune response. Lineage: Eukaryota; Metazoa; Chordata; Actinopteri; Gymnotiformes; Gymnotidae.